This is a messenger RNA of Orycteropus afer afer, 2469 nucleotides long. Lineage: Eukaryota; Metazoa; Chordata; Mammalia; Tubulidentata; Orycteropodidae. The record is from RefSeq and is a predicted model, not a curated record.
GCCGCGACUGCUGGAGCUGCGGGGCUGCGGGGCUGCGGGCCGAAUUGGCCGUGAGGGCCAGGCCGGGCCCCGCUGACCGACAUGCUGACCUUUUUCCUUGUGUCGGGGGGCUCCCUCUGGCUGUUCGCAGAGUUUGUCCUCUCACUUCUGGAGAAGAUGCAGACACAGGAGAUCCUAAGGAUGCUGCGGCUGCCUGAGCUGGGUGACUUGGGCCAGUUUUUCCGCAGCCUUUCAGCCACCACCCUCGGCAGUGAUGGGGCCCGACGAUCCGUGAUUGGAGAUAGCCCUCAGCUCCUCACCCACUACUAUGAUGAUGCCCGAACCAUGUACCAGGUAUUCCGCCGUGGGCUCAGAAUCUCAGGAAAUGGGCCCUGCCUUGGCUCCAGGAAGCCCAAAGAGCCUUACCAGUGGCUGUCCUACCAAGAGGUGGCUGACAGGGCUGAGUUUCUGGGGUCCGGACUUCUUCAGCACAAUUGUAAAGCAUCUUCAGAUCAGUUUAUUGGCGUUUUUGCACAAAAUCGACCAGAGUGGAUCAUCGCAGAGCUGGCCUGCUACACAUAUUCCAUGGUGGUAGUCCCACUCUAUGACACCCUGGGCCCUGGGGCCAUCCACUACAUCAUCAACACAGCGGACAUCAGCACCGCAAUCGUGGAUAAACCCCAGAAGGCCAUGCUUCUGCUAGAGCAUGUGGAGAAGAAGGAGACUCCAGGGCUCAAGCUGAUCAUCAUCAUGGAGCCAUUUGAGGAAGCCCUGAAAGAGAGAGGGCAGGAAUGUGGGGUAGUCAUCAAAUCCAUGCAGGCUGUGGAGGACUGUGGCCAAGCGAAUUAUCAUGCUCCUGUGCCCCCCCAUCCUGAUGACCUCUCGAUUGUGUGUUUUACAAGCGGUACAACAGGAAACCCAAAAGGUGCAAUGCUCACCCAUGGAAACGUGGUGGCUGAUUUCUCAGGCUUUCUCAAAGUGACAGAGAGUCAGUGGGCUCCCACUUGUGCGGAUGUGCACAUUUCCUAUUUGCCUUUAGCACACAUGUUUGAGCGAAUGGUGCAGUCUGUUGUUUACUGCCAUGGAGGACGUGUCGGCUUCUUCCAGGGAGAUAUCCGCCUCCUCUCAGAUGACAUGAAGGCUCUGUGCCCCACCAUCUUCCCUGUUGUCCCACGACUGCUGAACAGGAUGUACGAUAAGAUCUUUAGCCAGGCAAACACACCAUUAAAGCGCUGGGUCCUGGAGUUUGUGGCAAAGCGUAAACAGGCUGAGGUCCGGAGUGGAAUCAUCAGAAACGAUAGUAUCUGGGAUGAACUCUUCUUUAAUAAGAUUCAGGCCAGUCUUGGUGGACGGGUGAGGAUGAUUGUCACUGGGGCAGCUCCUGCAUCACCAGCUGUCCUAGGAUUCCUCCGGGCAGCUCUGGGGUGCCAGGUUUAUGAAGGUUACGGCCAAACUGAGUGCACAGCUGGAUGUACCUUCACCACACCUGGUGACUGGACCUCAGGGCAUGUUGGAGCACCUCUGCCCUGCAAUCAUAUCAAGCUCAUUGAUGUCGAGGAGCUGAAUUACUGGACCUACAAUGGAGAGGGAGAGAUAUGUGUGAGAGGACCAAAUGUGUUUAAAGGUUACUUGAAAGAUCAAGAGAGGACAGAAGAGGCCCUGGACAGUGAUGGCUGGCUUCACACUGGAGACAUUGGGAAAUGGCUGCCGACGGGAACUCUUAAAAUUAUUGAUCGGAAAAAGCACAUAUUUAAGCUUGCUCAGGGAGAAUAUGUUGCACCUGAGAAGAUUGAGAACAUCUACAUCCGGAGUGAGCCUGUGGCACAAAUAUAUGUCCAUGGAGACAGCUUAAAGGCCUUUUUGGUAGGGAUUGUUGUGCCCGACCCUGAAGUCAUGCCCUCCUGGGCCCAGAACAGAGGAUUUGAAGGGACAUAUGAAGAGCUUUGCACAAAUAAGGAUGUGAAGAAAGCCAUUUUGGAUGAUUUGGUGAGAUUAGGAAAAGCAGGUGGACUCUAUUCUUUUGAACAGGUUAAAGCCAUUCACAUCCACUCUGACAUGUUCUCAGUUCAAAAUGGCUUGCUGACACCAACACUAAAGGCUAAGAGACCCCAGCUGAGAGAGUACUUCAAAACACAAAUAGAAGAGCUUUACUCAAUCUCCAUAUGAAGUUCAAGGAAGGUUCCAGUAUAAUGGACUGGGUAGCAAUAUUAUAGUUAUUCUUGAAAGCAAUGACUGAGAAUGAUGCAGCUGAAAAUGAAUGAGCACCUGACCUUAUGAUUGAGCCUUUUCUUGUCCCAAGAGGUCUUUAACAAUAUUUUCUCUAUCAUCAUUGAGUACACUUUAUUUUUAUUAAAAUUAUAUUGUAGUAAACUGAUAAAAAUGUCGUAAAUGGCAAUGUAAAAAUCAAGACAUUUUCUCAAGAAGUGUGUAUCACUAAAAGUAAUAUAUUCUUAAUGUUCACAGAUUUCCAAUUAAACAUAAAGGAAAAAC